Messenger RNA from Diaporthe citri, 993 nucleotides. RefSeq lists its product as uncharacterized. The record is from RefSeq and is a predicted model, not a curated record. Bases 1 to 993 code for a protein of 330 amino acids. Lineage: Eukaryota; Fungi; Ascomycota; Sordariomycetes; Diaporthales; Diaporthaceae. The transcript has 2 exons. Gene Ontology annotation, biological process: tRNA processing. Gene Ontology annotation, cellular component: nucleolar ribonuclease P complex. Gene Ontology annotation, molecular function: RNA binding.
AUGCUCUACGAUCUCAACAUCCAUUGGACGCCGCAGACCCCGGCCUCGGAGCUCGAGCGCACCCUCAAAUUCAGCGCGUCGCUCGGCUACAACGUAGUCGCGAUAAACCACACCUUCUCUGCACCCAUACCCUCGCAGAUCAACAACCCAAUACCACAGCUCGGGCCGGUCCACUCGUCAUUCCCGCAACACAAUCACACCAACCAAUCCUCAUCCUCCACCCCGGCCCCUACACGCGGCGAUGCCCCCGCGAACAACAAGCUGCCCACGACACUCCGCCGCGCCACCGUCGUGGUCUCGGACCCGGCGACCAACUACCGCCUCCCCUCGGUGGCAGCCGCCUACGACAUGGUAGUCUGCCGGCCGACGACGGACAAGGCGUUCGCGGCGGCGUGCACGACCAUGUCCGAGAUCUCGAUGAUCAGCCUGGACCUGACACAGUUCUUCCCCUUCCACUUCAAGCCGAAGCCCUGCAUGGCCGCCGUCAACAGGGGCGUCUACUUCGAGGUGUGCUAUGGCCAGCUCGUCGCCGGCGGCGACCAGAGGGCCCGGGCCGUGGGGCCCGGCAGCCUGAGGGCGCCGGCGGACGUCGUCAACCUGCUCGCCGUCUGGGGGCUCGGGCCGGAAAAGGGUCUCGAGGGCCUCGGGGUGAGGCCUAGGGCCGUGGUGGUCAACGAGGGGCUCAAGAGGCGGGCGUUCAAGGGCGUUGUGGAUAUUGUGGACGUGGAGGGCAGUAUACCAGGGCGUGAGAACGAUGAAAAAGAUGCUGGUGGAGGUCAGAAGAAGCAGAAGGGUGCGAAGAAGCAGCAGGGCCAGAAUCAGCAACAACCCAAGGGCAAGAAUGAGAAUGGAAAGCGGAAACAUGAGGGUGGGGUAGAUGACGGAGGCGGCGUUGACCAGACGUCGUUGCCGGUCAUGAGUAAGAGGCAGGCCAAGAAGAUGAAGAUGGCUGACAAGAAAGCAGUGCCAGAGCCAAAGGAGAGCUCAAAAUAA